Fusarium fujikuroi IMI 58289 is the source of this 636-nucleotide messenger RNA. RefSeq lists its product as uncharacterized. The transcript has a single exon. Bases 1 to 636 code for a protein of 211 amino acids. Lineage: Eukaryota; Fungi; Ascomycota; Sordariomycetes; Hypocreales; Nectriaceae. The record is from RefSeq and is a predicted model, not a curated record.
AUGGGGUCAGGCGACGGCUCGAGUUCAUUUUACAGUGAUGAUAGCCCGCUGGAAUGGAGCUACCAUGACCCCGAAUAUGCUAUCAUUCCCUGGAAUGCGCAUGGGAAAGAGGUUCUUACCGUGAAGCUAGCUCUUUGGUCCUUGAUUAUGAUGGCUACGAGUGGCGGCAGAGGUAUUGAUUACUCAUAUCCCCCGUUGGAUAGCUGGCGAUACAAUGGUGAGCGAUAUGUUCAUAACACUUCAGGUACCACCAAGUCGGAGCUGUCUGAGGGUGAUCAUCUGUUGCUGGAGCCUAAUGACAUGAGCUGGGAGGGGGACGCGCAUUACACACAAAGCCAGGAUGUUGACGAUAUGCUUCCUUCGACCCGCGCUGGCGGCACAUUCAGUGUUGGCCCUUCUCAAGCAUACCAGCCAAUUGAGGUAGAGGCCUCUGUUGGAGGAUCCUCCCGACAGGCCGAUCAGGGUCCGGACGAUGACGACCAAAAGACUGAGGUCGGGUCUUCUCAUAGGCACCAUAAGCGCAAGAAGGUCCGGAUCGAGAAGCAUUUGGUUACCAGAAAGCUCUACUAUCUAAAUGCCAAUGGAGACAAGGUCGAUACAAGUAGGGCUCAGUGGAUCAAGGUGGACGGCGGGUAA